AAUCGGUCAUGUUUCAAGAAGAGGACUCUUUGGAGUUCUUUGACUGCAGCAGCUGCAUGAACCGUCGUCGGUACUACAAAGGUAUUCGCUUGAACCGAUGGACCAACAGAUUUUCCUCCAACUUUCUAGAGUCGGUGUACUUGAACCACUACCACCAAAGACGACGAUCGCCUUUGAUUUUCAUGAUCUUGAUCGACAUAGUGAUCGAGCUACCCAACCUCUACUUCUGGUGUACCGACAAUCUCGUCCGAGACACUAACGUCCAGGUACAACUCGGUCUUUCUAUAUCUUGCCUUGUGGUCAAAAUCGUCCUCGUGAUUCUGUCGUACUUCUUCAAAAGCAACCAGCUGAAUUUGUGCACUGUGUGCUUAUGGUGGGUACUGAUAGCAGAAAGAAUCAACGGUACUCUCUUUCUGUGGAAACGAAAGUUGCUGUGGAGCUCCCUGCGCUACAGUCUCACUUCCAUCUUCGUACCCUAUACCAUGCUCCCCAUUUCCUUGUGUUGUUCCCUGGCUCUUGGUCACGCCUCUGUCAUUCUCCAUUGUCUUCACGUGUCUCUCGAACUCCUGGUUCUGGACGAUACUCCCUACACCCCCUUCAAACUCCACAAGCUCGCCACCGAAACCCUCUUCUACUUCACGGUUCACUUCGCCGGCAUCUACAUCAAGUUUUUGACGGACAAAAGCCAGAGGAAGUCCUUCGUGGAAACCCUGUACUUCUUGGAAAACCGCUGUCGUACCCAAAACGAAAACAACAGACAAGAGCGUCUGAUUUUCUCAAUCCUACCCGACUUCGUCGCUAGAGAAAUGGUCCGCGAUAUUGACAGCGAAGAGCGACGAAGCUCAACAAACCUUCCACAGUUCCACAAGAUCUACGUCCACAAGUACAACAACGUGAGCAUUUUGUUCGCAGACAUCAAAGGCUUCACGGCUUUGGCCAGCAAGUGCACUGCACCAGAACUGGUUAAGAACUUGCACGACUUGUUUGCGCGGUUCGACAAGUUGGCUUUGAAAAACUACUGCUUGAGGAUCAAGCUUCUAGGGGAUUGUUAUUAUUGCGUGGCGGGAUUGCCCGACCCUCGGGGGGACCACGCGGACUGUGCAGUCGAAAUGGGGCUACAAAUGCUUGACGCUAUCAAAGAAGCCAAAAUAAAGACUAGAGUUGACUUGAAUAUGCGAAUCGGGAUUCAUUCAGGGUCCGUGUUGUGUGGGGUUCUAGGAUUGAGGAAAUGGCAGUUUGACAUUUGGUCACACGAUGUGUCAAUUGCGAAUCGCAUGGAAGCGACUGGAGUACCAGGGAGAGUUCAUAUAACUGACGUGACGUACCGCCACCUCACCAAGAACUACAUCGCUGAACAAAGAAACGAUCUUAAAAGAGACACAUUGCUACGCAAAUACAACAUCCAAACUUACUUGUUGAAGGAAGAUGAAAAUAAACCAGUCGAAGACGUGACCACACCCACUCCCAAGCGACAAUCGAUUACAGUGGAAUGGAUCCCCGAAAUACCAUUCAGAGACCUACAAAACUCUCUUCAUUGUAUGGACACCAGCGACGGCUUGAUUUGUCUAUCGCGCCGUAAAGGCGAGUACCACGUUUCCAAAACCACGUCUGCGAUAAUGUCGUCCCCGAGUCUGGAAAGCAGUACCACCGAAAUUGAAAUGAAUUUGCGAAGACAGGGGUCCUUUCUCAAUAAACUGACUCUGAAUUUCCUCGACACUGACAUGGAGGCUCAGUACGCCCGACUUAAAGACGAAAUGUUCAAGUCGAAUAUCAUUUGUUGUUUGAUUUUGUGGGUGCUGGCUCUUGGUACACAACUACUAGUGCUGCAACUGUCGGUUGAGCUUGCAGUUGCUUUGAGCACCGCGAGUACCUUGUUAACCAUAGUGGUACUUCUUGUGGUCGCCGAAAAGUACAAGACCUUUCCGCUGUGGACGCAAGUACUUUCCAGGUCUCUCAACCAUACCAAAAAACGUAGAACAUCAGUUUUCGUUGGUAUUAUUAUGACCAUGGCGGCAACCAGUACUUACAUUUAUAGCGUUCAAGAGGAUGGUCAACAAUACAUUACUUUCUCUUGGACCAUCUACAUAUUAACGAUAGUAACGGCUUUAUGGGUCAACUAUUUAGUAAAGUUUUGUCUAACCGCAAUUUUGGUACUACUAUUCACCACUACUAUUAUUUUGAAACCGGUUUGCCAAAACAAGAGGACGUGUUUUCCGUCUUUCACCCACGAACCUGCAGUAGUUGUCAAAACUUACACACACUUGAUAUCACUUUUGAUCAUUGUUAUUACCAUAUCGACGUACUACGCCCGUCUGGUGGAAGUGACGUCCCGGUUGUACUUCCUGUGGCAACAAAAAGCCGAAGAGGAGUUGAAAGGGAUCAACGCGGCUAGAGAAACCAACAUGCAACUUCUAACCAAUGUACUACCAGACUACGUCGCCAAGCAUUUCCUGAACCGCGAGUACAAGAACGAGGAACUAUAUUCCCAGUAUAGGGAAAACAUCGGGGUACUAUUCGCCAGUAUUCCAAAUUUUGCUAAAUUCUACUCGGAGGAACGAGGUCUGGAGUGCAUACGUCUUCUCAACGAAAUCAUCGCCGACUUUGACGAAAUCCUCGACGAAGAAGACUACUCUUGUAUUGAAAAAAUCAAAACCAUAAGCGCUACCGCCACGUAUAUGGCGGUGUCGGGGUUGCAACCCCCAGUCAAAAACCCCUUACAAAACAGCGACCAUUUAGGGGUACUAGUGGCGUUUGGGGUGGCCAUAAGGCAAAAGCUGGCGGAAAUCAACAAGGAUUCGUUCAAUAGUUUCGUGAUGCGGAUUGGGGUGUCCCAUGGACCUCUGGUUUGUGGGGUCAUCGGAGCCAAAAAACCGAUUUUUGAUGUCUGGGGGGACACGGUGAAUGAAGCUUCGAGGAUGGAUUCCACUGGAGUUAUUGGACAUAUUCAAGUACCCAAACAUACCGGAGUGAUUUUAGCACAGCAAGGGUUCGACGUCCGGGAGCGAGGUUUAAUAAAAGUGAAGGGAAAAGGGUUGAUGGAGACGUGCCUGGUUGUUGGGAAGAAACUGAAGAAGGUUAGGAGUUGUCAGAGGAAUUUUAGCAAGAGUAAGAGUUUGGGAGAAGUGGUACAUGCGAUAGCUCGAAACCGGAAGAAGUUGGUAGCUCGGAGUUAUAAAUAUUAACUAUGUGUUUAUAAUAAAUAAAGAAUUAUAUUAUAAA
Zophobas morio is the source of this 3219-nucleotide messenger RNA. RefSeq names its product adenylyl cyclase 78C-like. The coding region runs from base 9 to 3182 and encodes 1057 amino acids. Lineage: Eukaryota; Metazoa; Arthropoda; Insecta; Coleoptera; Tenebrionidae. Gene Ontology annotation, molecular function: adenylate cyclase activity. Gene Ontology annotation, biological process: adenylate cyclase-activating G protein-coupled receptor signaling pathway; intracellular signal transduction; cAMP biosynthetic process. The transcript is spliced from 9 exons. Gene Ontology annotation, cellular component: plasma membrane. The record is from RefSeq and is a predicted model, not a curated record.